This is a messenger RNA of Caenorhabditis auriculariae, 8172 nucleotides long. NCBI's taxonomy places the organism in Eukaryota, Metazoa, Nematoda, Chromadorea, Rhabditida, Rhabditidae. The record is from the annotation of a GenBank genome assembly.
AUGAUGAGGCCCACAUCAUCCGCAAGUUUCAACAGGUGUAGACUUAAACUUUCGAGUCAAUUCAAUUUUUUUAAAGUUCGUUGGCGAAAGUUUCAAUAGAUGCUCAUCCUUCUGAACAAGCUAUAAUCGUCCGUUAUGAGCAAACUAUCGGAAACUUGAGAGGCAGAAGCGCCACUUCAGUCGAUAUUGAAAGCAAGACAAUUCAAAAAGUGUAAGUAGUUUUAUUCUCUGUUAUGAUUUUAAUGUUUGAAAAGCGUUUAACGCAAGUUUUUCCAGGAUAAGUCUAAAAGAACUUACUGCGCAAGUCGAUAUCCGGGCCCUAAGUUCAGUGGUUUUGAGCAAAUGUCCUUGGAUUCCAAGUUCUUCGCGGAAAGAAUUGGAGCAAGUCCUCCACUACCUUCAAAAGCGCAGCGGGCAAAAGCUCACAACUCGUUCAAGUUAGUGCAAUUUUCAUUUUGAAACAGACUCGAAAAAUUUUAUCAUUUUUCAAGUUAUUUUACUAAGUACUUACUAAAGCGUUAGCCGGCUUUUUCAGAAUUAAAUAAAUAUUUAAAUUUUUUUCCUUAUCCCCGUUUAAUUUUUUUAUUUUUUUAAAAGAGAAUAUUACAUACACACGCUCAAAUAAUUUUUAUAUCAGUUUGCGAAGUUAUGAACUCGUUUUUUUAAAUAAUAAUAUUACUAACCCGUUGAUGAUUUUUUCUUCAGUAUCUUCAGUAUCACCAAAUUUAUUUCAUACCUUUUUUUCAUCGCCUUCCUGUUCAGGGAGUUCUUCGGCGGUUUCACUAGAUCGAAGGCAGGUCCAAACGCCGCCGAUGUCUGCUGAAAUGUCUAAAUUAGAUGUAAUUUUGAUUACUCGCUCGAAGCAUUGAGAGACCUCAUUUUCAGGAGUACCUCGAGUGCUUCUACUCUGAGACAGCGGCAGAGAAAAAUCGAGGAGCACUUUCUAUUCUCGAACUGACAAAAAUUGAAUCAAACUUGACUGAAAUGAUCGAGAACGGUUUUAAUUUGAAUGAAUAGUUUGAAAUUGGGAAUUAUUGAAGAAACGAUGUUGGGAGCGUUGGCGCGAGUUUUCCGAGAAGACUGGAAGAAGAACUUUGACGUGGCGACAAACAUCGUCAGGAUUUUUGUCAAUUUUUCUAGAUUCUCCAAGUUUCACUCUACGUUGAUGUUCCACAAGGUGGGAAAAUAUUUUAAUUCUGUUGUAUUUAUUUAAAUUUUCAAAAAUGAAAAUACAUUUACAGAAGGUUUUUUUGCAAACGAUUCCUUGCUCUCACAAAUCUGAGAAAAAAUUAGUCUAGAGUGAGAUAAAAGAAGACUAAUCGAAGUUGGGAAAUGCUUUUUCAAGGAAAAUAUUAUUAAACAAGAUUUGCAUUUGUUAAACAAAUCUUAUUUUAUAAGGGAAGAUUAUCUAAUCAUGAUGGCUAGUCCAUUUGAGAAAAAGAAAGAUUCGAGUUUGUAUCAACUGAUUCGUUUUGUUCGAGGUGGGCUCGCUCUGUCUGACAGCCAUGGAACACGAAGUGAAGCGGGCCGAAUCUUGGCAGGUCGAUCUCCGCAAGUCCGACCCUGAAACAGCACGCAAACUGCGUACGGCCCUGAGAAAACAGGCCAAUUUGCUAGCCGGUCCGUUUUGCGUAGAAUCACAUAGUAUAUUCUUUUCUCAUGGGUAAAAUGAGAAAGAAAGGGUUUUCAGAUAUAUUUUAGACUUUCGAUUCUUAUGCCUUUUUGUCAGCCUUCAGUUUCAGUUUGCGUGACCCUUUUAACCAACCUUGCGGUGGACAUCAACGUAGAGCUGAAGAUGGUACGGCGUGACCUCGUCUCGCUUCUCAUGAAGUUGGUGCUGCUCUUCAGCCUUUCUGAGAGCGUUUCUCAUCUCAACUUCCUGUCUCUAGAUGUCUUCACAUGUCCAUUGAUUCUCCGAACGCCUUGACCAUCUCAACCAUGCAAUUUCUCUUGAAGUUGAGCAUUUUCGAGGAAAAUAAGGCGGUUAUGGUAGGUUCGAGGAGCUUUCUGAUGAGUAUUUCUGUUUCAGGAACAACAAAACAUCGUUGAAAAGAUCCUCAAACUCUUUCCCAUAACGGACACCGACCUGAGAAAAGUCACUGUGAAAUUGUUAUUCAACCUGGCUUUCGACGCGAAAAACACGUCAAAAAUGGUCGAGAGCGGACUUGUUCCGCAUAUGGCGCCAUUAAUAGAAGGUUUUUAUCUUCGAUCGUUUUCAAAAUUCUGAAAGCAAUUUUUUAAACUUUUUUUCAUAAUUUUUGAAGUGAUAUUUCAUGUGUCUACGUUAUCAAAAUAAAAACUGUAGAAGGCUCGAAAGCGCUGAACGUGCUCUAUCUGCUCAGCUGCAACGACGACGCCAAGGCGAUGAUGGCCUUCACGGACGCCAUUCAGCUUGUCAGUUAUUUCAAGGCGGAAGAAUUGAUAAAGCUUGAUGAAAAAGAUAUUUUUGAUGUCUUACAUAUUCUUUUUGUUCGUUGAAAAAUUUUCAUGGAAGAAAAUAAGAUAGGUAAAUAAAAAAAGGAUAAAUGAAAAGAAAAGGCUGAAUACACAUGGCGGAAAGAUUCUAUAAAGGAUUUACCUUUUUUCCGAACAAGAUCUUUUCAAUGGGAAGUUUGGAUUUUUCUAGGGAGUUGCCCGAAAUUUCUUUGAAGGUCUAUAUCGAAAGUCUUCAUGGUCGCACCAGAAACUUUUAUUUUAGAUUUAAGAGUUUUCGAGAUAUCUCAAUGUUCACAGUUGAAAGAGAUUAGCAGUUUGUAAUAGUCAUGAUUUCGAAAUCGAAGUUUGAAAUUAGUGUUAUGACCUAUUAAGAAAGUUGGAAAAAUCCCAAAAAAGAGAAAAAAUGAUAAAUUGAAGCUUUGCUCUAUCUUGAUUUGUUUAUAUCUCACGGUUUUCAGCUUAUGCGCGACGUCCUGACUGGAGGGGGGAGCGAAGUGACAAAAGCGGUCCUUCUGAACACUUGUAUCGAAAAACGCAAUGCUCAACUCGUGUGCGGAACUGAUGGCCAAGGGUGGGUUUCAGUGGGAUUGAGAAGAGUUGAUUUGUUCUAUGUUCUCUAUACAGUUCAUUCAUUAAAGUGACAAAGACAGAGGCGGUAGAAUUUUGAGAAUUAUUUUCUAAGUUUUUUUUAGUAAAAGUUUAUUGUAGAAAAAUAUUUUCCAAUCAUUUUUCAAACAGAUGUUUCCGAUUCUGUGCCGAAGAAACCCAACACUUUCUUAUAGAAAAAGAAACAUUUGGUUUGAGCUUGAACCUUCUGAUGGAGUUGGCUCUGAAUUCCCGCGAUUUGAUGAUUGCGAAAGUGGUUCGGGCGAUCGCAGCCCAUGAGGGACCAACGCAGGAGCUCUUUGUGGUCUGUGGAUUGUGAAACUGGAGCUAAACAAUGCUUUUUGAGGGAUGGAUGCCGCGUCUCCUCGAGAUAGGCAUGAACGAGGGAACGGACUCGGCGGAAGACAAGGCCGCCUUGGGACUCGAGUCUCUGGGUGCCGCCGCCGAGAUUCGCGUUGCGCCCUGGGCAAAGUUGGUCUUUUUCAGUCAUUUCACCGUCUGACGAGAAGUCUGAAACGCUUCAAAAACUCGAGGCCAUUUUGGACAAUCCCUGGUUAUUUCUCUGUAUUGUCCAAAUUUCACGUUAAAGUACGAUUUUUGAAAAACUUCAGCAACGCGAUUUUUAAGAGUUGGUAGCGGAAAUUUCGGAAGAGGUCGUCUCAAACCUCCCCUUUACUUCUUCUCUUUUUCCUGAAGUUUUUUUUAAAGUAUCAUUUUUAGACUCUGUGAAGAGCACAACAUGAUACCGUGGAUGAAGGAUGUGCUGCGAAUGGAGUUUGAGGUACGCAUUUUGGGGAUUCACGUGUCCCUUUGGCUGUCAAGUGUUGAGAAUGCGCUCCAGAAAUUCAAGUUCAGAUAAGCUAUUUCUGUCUCACAGGCCAUGUCUAUUCAAUCAGAUUCGAUGGCAAUAGACCAUUAGUGGGCAAGUAAAAAACUUCGUAAGCCCAGGAGGAGAAGGAGAUGGCUUACAAACAUUAGAAAAAUAAAGAAUGAAGUCAACUUUUGAUCUCCGAGAGGUAAAGUUGACAAAGUAUAUUUCAAACUAGCGGAGAUAGUACUGACUUUUAUUUAACUUGGGAGGAGCGGCCUUUUGGAAAGGUCUGCCCAUGUAUGAAAUAGACACAAAAAAUAAAUCCAAAAAGCUUCUUCACAAGUUCUGAUUUCGCCCAGGAGCACGAAGAACUGGCGGUGAUGAACGAGAAGAAGCCUCUUCAGCUGCAAGUGAUCAUCGCUUGCGGGACCAUGGCAAGGCAGUUGGACGCCGCCAGAGCCUUGAUUCCUCUCAUCGACACCUUCAUCUUCGUCCUCCAGUGUUGGUCCAUCCUGAACUUAGGAAAAUACACAGAACUCAAAGAAUUUCCAGCGUCAAAAAGUUCAAGUUUUUUCUUCAAUUAAAUAUCAAAUUUUCAACCAAAAUGAUCAAUUUAUUCUUCGAAAGGUCUAUGAAAGAAUCGUAGUAGAAGAAUCAAAGUUUUAUUCCAGUAUUUUUUUUGUUUGUUUUAAUUUUCAAUAAGCCAUUUUAGCAAGCCAAAUCGAUGACGAGUUUGUCGUUCAGCUACUCUUCAUGUUUCUUCAGAUGCUACGGCACAAGGUUGAUAAAAAUGAUAGGAAAUUAAGGAUAAGGGUUCAAAUCAAACUCUAAUCCUGUGAGGGACAGAUAAAAUUUUCAACUAUUAUUUUUCAUGAAAAAACUCAUUUGCCUGUAAAAACCCGCAACAACAUAAAAAAAAUGUUUUUUUUUCUUCAAAAAUUUGAUGUUUUCUGUAUUGUUCCAAUUUUAGUAUAUGUUCUCGGAAGAACGAAAAGUUGGAGAUUCGAAGGACGUAUAUAGACUUUCUACCCCUUGCAGCCGAUCAAAGAGGUCAUCGCGCGCAAGUCGUCCCGAGUCGGAGGCGCGUUGGCAUCGGGUCGCCGCCGCUGGAUGGCUCUUAAACUUACCUGGCUGGGAGGAUUUCGCGAUCCCGAAAGCGGAAACUCCAUGGCGAGGCCUGACCAUUGCACUUCUGGUCGGGCUGACCUGUGUGGCAGUCUCGAGUUGAGAUUCGCCAACAGCUUAAUUUUUGCGUGUGGGGUUGCGUUCGCGCGACCCCGAAAGAUAAAAGAAAAUGAAUGAAAAAAGAAUUGAAAUGAAAUCAGAGAUUUUUCGAAGAUCCGGUUGAAGUUUGAUGAAAAAAGCAUAAAGGUGGACUAUAAUAGUCUCACUAGGCAUCGUAGGAGUUUUAAAACUUUUUUAUUAAAUAAAAUUUUUGGUUGAAAAUUACUGGGAGUUGAAAUUUUACAACCGCAUUUUGCUGUUCUUAUUGGUUUUCAAUUUUUAACUAUCGUUGGUGGGUUAUGUUUUACGAGGAUGGUACCUUUGGUGUUAUCUAAAAAUCCCAAAAAAUUUACGCUCAAACACUCUUUGAAGACACCUAUGUAAGGCCUAUUCUAGAAUACUGCUCCGAAGUUUUCAAACCUCCUUUUAACUCUGAUCUCUGCUACAAACUUGAAUCUCCGGAGAUCUCAGGAGAUCUCCUCUCAGAAUGUUUUCUAGAAAAAUAUUUGUUAGGUCAAGCCUAUCUUUUUAAUCAUACUCUGAUCGCCUUGAGCAAUUUGAUUUCGAAAUCCACUUCGAUUUCGUUCUCAAAGUCAGUUUUCAAUGAUUUUUUUUCUUAAAAACAAUCCCUACUUGGAACAAACUCACUUCCAAAUUUCAAUUCAGCCACCACUCCAAGCCUUCAGAAAAUUUACUGGUCAAUCUACCAUUACACGAGAUCUUCUUGUCUAUUACUCCAAGACUCAAAUGAUGUAUAAUUGUAUAAUUUAUUUUUCUUAAAUUAUAGAUCCAAGUGAACUCGUUAGGGUUCACGCUGAAUAAAUUUAUUAUUAUUAAAAAAAACUAAAAGUUUUUCGAAAACUUUGACUUUUUCUUUUCCAAUAAGGUCUACAAAAAAAUAUCCCGCAUAGUCGUUAGAUGUUCACACUAGAGUUCUCAAAAUGACCAAUUGAAAAAAAUGACAUUUUUCAAAAACGAAAAAUUUUCUUUUUGACAUUUCAAACGAUUGUCGUUUUUGAGAGAUCAACCAAAAUUGAUCACUUUCAUUCAUUUCAUUUUGUGACUUUUCAAAUAAUGACGGAAAAAUAAAUGGUCAUUUUCUAAACAAUCAUAUUCUGACUAGUAAAUAAAUGUUCGUCCUAAUGACCAAACUUUUCAAACUGAAAAGUAAAUGUUCAUUUUUUUGAACAAAAUUUUUAAAAUGAAUUUUAAAUGUUUACUUUUUUGACCAAAACUUCCGAAAGGAACUUUAAAUGUUCAUUUUUUUGACCAAAAUUUUCAAAAAGAGUUUUAAAUGUUUACUUUUUCGUACAAAAAAAUUUUUUUUUCAACUGUGAAAAAUUAAAUGUUCAUUUUUUGGCCGAUAAUUUUUCCGAACCAAAAUCCAAAUCAAUACUUUUCCUUUUUCCUCAUUCAAUUAAUUCUCCAGAUAGGACCUUUCUUCCGGUCUGCUCAUUUUUGACCGGUUCCAUAUAAUUUUCCUCGUCCUUAACCGGCUUUUAGCUUUGCCCUUGACCAUCCAGAUCACUGUUUUCCAACAGAUUUUUAAUUUUAACCAGAAAUUAGUUUGAAUUUCGAAGUAAUCGAUUCAUGAUUUCAUUUGGAGAAGACUGAGAUAGAAUUGACUCCGGCACAAAUACUGCCAAGUGUCGUAAUAGUAAUGAAUAAAUUAAUGAAUAAAUGUUUACCUUUUUUUGAAAAAAAUUUUCAAAGUGAAAUUUGAAUGCUCACUAUUUUGACCAAAAAUUUUUUUAAAAUGAAUUUUUAAAUGUUCAUUUUUUUGUGACCAAAUUUUUUUCAAAGUGAACUUUAAAUGUUUACUUUUUCUGACCGAAAUUUUUCAAAAGUGAAAUUUAAAUUUUUCAUUUUUUUGACCAAAAUUUCCGAAAUGAAAUUUAAAUGUUCAUUUUUUUAACCAAAAAUUUUUUUCGAAAAAAACAAGCAAUUGUUCAUUUUUUUAAAUGCUCAGUUAUGAAAUUUAACCAAAAUGAAGUUUUUAACAAACGGUUCAUGUGAAAUUUAACUAAUUGGUUCGUUCAAACAUUUACUUUUGAGAACUCUAGUUCACACGUCUUUUUUUGCAGAUAGACAUUUUUCAAGUUUGAGUUCCAACCCAAAAUAUGUAUUCCCCGUGAUCCUCGAAAGUAUAAUCUCUAAAUUUAAAACGAAACGUUUGAGCAGGUAUGAGGAAUCUCGUAUUAUCAUUCGAAUGAUCUAUUUUUUUUUAUUUCACUGUCCGAUGACAGUUUUGAAUUUCUAUUGAACAGCGGAAAAAAUGGAGUAAAAAACGAAUUUUUUCAGUUUUCGACUUUUUGAAUCUUCUCGUAAAAUCCUCAUUUGAUCCAUUGACCAGAAUCUUCCUUUUCAGAACCCUCUGCCGAUUAAGAUAAGAUUUCAAGAAAGUUUUGCGAAGUCUGAUAAUUCUUCGGUGCCCACGAGACGUGUUUAGAAGGAACUGGUGAAUAGAAGCGAAAACCGCGCCAGGUCGGCUGCAAGUGGUAGAAAAUCUGUAUAAGUCCUUCGCAUCUCCAACCUUUCGUUCUUCCGAGAACAUAUACUAAAAUUGGAACAAUACAGAGAAGAUUAGCAUGGCCCCUGCGCAAGGAUGACACGCAAAUUCGUGAAGCGUUCCAAAUUUUUUGUUUAUUUUGAAAAGAAGUUUUUGGGUUUUCAAAGUUCGUGAAAACAAUUGUUUUCUUCCAAGGAGUUGGCUGACCUUUUGAUGGGAGAAGAUUCGGCACUCGGAGCCCACAUAAUCGAUCUCAUGCACGAUGCGAACGCCUCAGUGCGGGAGAUUUGCGACAAUUCUCUUGUUAUCUUGGGAGUUAGUUACAAAAGUCUUUGUUGGUAUAAUCUAAACCGCAGGAACAUUCGCAAGAAUGGGCGCGAAGAAUCGCAGCCGAGCGAUUUCGCUGGCACAACGCCCAGUGGCUCGAAAUGGUCGAAGUGAGUAAAAAGAAAAAAAGUUUUUUAUUGUUAAAGAGUUUCAGAGAGGUGCCCACGAAUUCGCACAGCCUGAUGAUGACGACUACGGCGCUGACGUCAUCUUUGACCAGUAUGAUGACGGUUUCGACCUCCAGGAGCCUUUGUUUUAA